Molecule: messenger RNA, 603 nt
Organism: Cygnus atratus (black swan)
Lineage: Eukaryota; Metazoa; Chordata; Aves; Anseriformes; Anatidae
Gene: RPP25
Product: ribonuclease P and MRP subunit p25
Exons: 1
Coding region: 19-603 (194 amino acids)
Biological process (GO): tRNA 5'-leader removal
Cellular component (GO): ribonuclease MRP complex
Molecular function (GO): RNA binding
Source: RefSeq, a predicted model, not a curated record
CCCGCAGCCCCGGCCGGGAUGGAGAACUUCCGAAAGGUCAGGACGUCGGAGGAGGAGAGCCCCCUGCCCUUCCCCGACCUGCCCCCGGGCGUGGUGGAGAUGAAGGUGAAGGAGGGCAGCAAGAUCAGGAACCUGAUGAGCUUCGCCAUGGCCCAGAUGGAGCUGAAGGGCAGCCGGCAGAUCGUCUUCAGCGGCUGCGGCCGGGCAGUCACCAAGACCAUCACCUGCGUGGAGAUCAUGAAGCGCAAGCUGGGGGGGCUCCACCAGGUCACCAAGGUGCGCUACAAAACCUUGCUGGAGGUCUGGGAGAACCAGGACCCGCUGCCCGGCAGCGCGGCGCAGAACCUGACCGUCCACAAGAACGUCCCCUCCAUCUGCAUCCUGCUCUCCCGCGACCCCCUGGACCCCAACCAGACGGGCUACCAGCCCCCUGAGCCCAGCCAGCCGGGAGAAGACCCCUCGAGCUCCUCUGCCAAGGGGCAGAAGCGACCCCUGCCACCUCCUUGCGAGGAGCUGCUGCCCAAAAAGCUGCAGGGAGCCAGCCCCGGCAGCAGCCCGUGGGGCUCGGGGGACAGGGAGAGCCAGCCGGAGGGCCACCACUGA